AAAGUUGAGUGGGCAGGAAGGUAGGUGCUCCUCUUUCUGCCCUUCCACCGAGGUGGGGCUGGGACCUCCGGACCCAGCGUCUCGCCUCGUAUAAGGUGCACCUUUCUUCCGGCUCUCGCAGCCGAUGCGCAUCGGAGCCGCUCUCUGCAGAGCCAGGGGGCGGGCCGGCUUCUCGGUGUGUGCCUAAGAGCAUGGAUCGCAGGCCGCGGGCUCCGCAGUGGCGCCGAGCUCGCCACCAUCACCACGACCUGUGCCCCCCCAUCGGCCGCCGGGCAGCCACCGCGCUCCUCUGGCUCUCCUGCUCCAUCGCGCUCCUCCGCGCCCUGGCCACCUCCAACGGCCGCGCCCAGCAGCGCCGGAGCUUCCUUAACGCCCACCACCGCUCCGCCGCCCAGGUGUUCCCCGAGCCCCCCGAGUCUGACCCCGAGCUGGAGGAGGCUGAGCCCGAGCCGACCCUCCCGGAGUGCCUAGAGUACGAGGAAGCCUUCGACUACGAGUCCGAGACCGAGUCUGAGAUCGAGUCCGAGACCGACUUCGACACCGAGCCCGGGACCGCCCCCACCACCGAGGCCGAGACCGAGCCCGAGGACGAGCGCGGCCCCGCGGUGCCCAAGCACAGCGCCGCCGACCAGUCCCUCAGCCAGCGCCUCCGCGCUCUGGGGCUGCGAAGCCCCGACGCCUCCCCCAGGCGCACGCAGCCCAGCGCCCGGGAGCCCCAGCGCCCCAGAGAAGGGGAGGUGCCCCGGAACGAGGAUCCGAGGGACCCCGCGAAGCCGAAAGAGAAGCAGCAGCGGCGCCGCUGCAAGCCCAAGCAGCCCGCGCGCCGCGCCCCCUCCCCGGAGCCCCCCGCCAAGAGGGGCCCCAUCCCCAUCCGGCGCCACUGAUGGACGACGCCGUCCAGAUUCUCCUUGUUUUCUUUGAUUCAGGUUAGUUCCCGCUGCGAAACUGGGGGCCUGGGGCCGGUGUGGGAGCCGCGGGAGGAAGAGGGCAGGUUAGGGGAAGGCGGGGAGACAGCGGGCCCAGCUGGCCGGCUGGGGGGUGGUGGCCGGGGCAAGCUGGGAAGAGCUCCUCAAAUCUUCCCGGGGUGGGGGGUGCGCUGGGAGAGCACCGGGAGGGCGCAGGGGGCGCCCCGGGGGCCGAGGGCUUGUCGGACGGCGGGCGCUCUUUGCGCCCCGCUAGAGACAGCCUGAGGUGUCCAGGACGCACGACCGAACCGCGGCCGCACCCCAGCUUUCGAGCUGCACACCCCAAAGCACGGGUAAGUCACCUGUUCUCUGUGCUUUUCUCCUUCCUAGAGACUAGUCUCAAAGCAGGCGGCUUUGGCGGGCGCCCGAACGUGGUUGGGAGGCGCGCGCCAACUUUCACAAAGCAGAGCAGCCUCACUGUGGCGACGCUGUUGGAACGUGCCAAAAGUAACCGCACAGGGUUGGGCGAGAACUCUGGGGACCGCGGGCUCCGGGACACUCGGAGCCUGGAGCCCAAGUCCGGUGCGGCCAAUUUGGAGGCUCAGGAUCCUGGGUGCCAGUGCCCCUGCGGCCAUGCGCCAGUCCUGGCUGCCACCGCCAGCCUCCGGGCGCUCGCAGGGCCAGAGACCGCGGCAAAGAGCGUGCGCACCUGCCUACGCGCCCUGGAGCCACGUCUCAGAGCGGCGGGCAGGUCUCCCCCAACCCCUCGCCCCAGUACCGCACUUGGAGGGCAGGCAGAGGAGGUCCAGGAGUCUCCAUGGGUACCUCUACGGGCCACCAAGGCUGGUGCUGCCGGCUUGGUCACGUCCGGGUAUCUCCAACCUUGUGGCGGAGCUGGGUGCCGCUUGGCUGGAGAGGUCCUGGCCGUCUGCGCAA
This is a messenger RNA of Pteropus alecto (black flying fox), 1841 nucleotides long. RefSeq names its product neuroendocrine secretory protein 55-like. Bases 192 to 884 code for a protein of 230 amino acids. NCBI's taxonomy places the organism in Eukaryota, Metazoa, Chordata, Mammalia, Chiroptera, Pteropodidae. The record is from RefSeq and is a predicted model, not a curated record. The transcript has a single exon. Gene Ontology annotation, biological process: response to parathyroid hormone.